Phlebotomus argentipes is the source of this 507-nucleotide messenger RNA. RefSeq names its product mediator of RNA polymerase II transcription subunit 9 (gene MED9). The transcript has 3 exons. Gene Ontology annotation, cellular component: mediator complex. Gene Ontology annotation, biological process: regulation of transcription by RNA polymerase II. The coding region runs from base 74 to 397 and encodes 107 amino acids. The record is from RefSeq and is a predicted model, not a curated record. Lineage: Eukaryota; Metazoa; Arthropoda; Insecta; Diptera; Psychodidae. Gene Ontology annotation, molecular function: transcription coregulator activity.
CAUCCGGCUGUCAAAACACGCGGAGAGCAGCAAAACAUUCCCGAAUUUGGCGAGAUAAAAAUGCACAAUUGACAUGGAUUCGGUGGGUGGCGAUAAGAAGGAGGCGAAAAACGGCACUGCGCUGACUGUUGAUGAGAUUGAGAUUGAAAUUUUGCCGACAAUCUACGCCAUAAUUCGCAGUGUGGAGAAAGAUCCGGUGGACAAACAGAGGGAAUCUCAAGAUUGCAGUUUGAAAGUGCUGGAACUCCAGAAGAAGCUCGACAGCGUGCGCAGCCAGAUCAGGCAGCUUCCCAUCGAUCUGAACAAGGAAGAACAGCUGCAGCGGCUCGAGACGCUGCGCAAUCAAUUGCUGCUGAAGCAGAAUCUGCUGAACAAGUACAAGAACAUCCAGUUCUAGGCACCCGAAAUGGUUCUGCGGCUGCUGAUGCGCUACCUGGCCAACAAUGAGCAGCUGAUCCAGCGCCUCUCCGAGAGCUACGCCAUCCGCCGGGCGGCGCAGCUCACGCU